This is a messenger RNA of Candidula unifasciata, 327 nucleotides long. NCBI's taxonomy places the organism in Eukaryota, Metazoa, Mollusca, Gastropoda, Stylommatophora, Geomitridae. The record is from the annotation of a GenBank genome assembly.
GCACUUGUAAUUGCAGGUUUGGGGGAUAUGACACGACCAGCUGAAAAACUCAGUGUACGACAGAGUGCAGCCUUGUGUGCAACCGGAUUCAUCUGGUCCCGGUAUUCACUGGUUAUCAUUCCCAAGAAUUACAGCCUUUUCGCUGUGAACUUCUUUGUGGGACUUACAGGAGCCUCUCAGCUUGGAAGAAUUGCACAGUAUAUUGUCUCUGGAUAUUAUGUUCAAUGUUGUGCAAGAAAAUGUGUCACACACACACAAAAACAUCAGCACUAUCUUUUCACUAGUCAAAGAGCUGAAAUAAUAUUACAUGGAGAGAAGUACACAUAA